Messenger RNA from Letharia lupina, 1002 nucleotides. RefSeq lists its product as uncharacterized. NCBI's taxonomy places the organism in Eukaryota, Fungi, Ascomycota, Lecanoromycetes, Lecanorales, Parmeliaceae. The record is from RefSeq and is a predicted model, not a curated record. The transcript is spliced from 2 exons. Bases 1 to 1002 code for a protein of 333 amino acids.
AUGAGUGGCUCAGGACUCUCGCUGCACGACAGAGAUGACAAUCAUGGAGGAGGAAUCAUUGCAUCAGAAGUCAUCACCACGUUCCUGGCAUCCAUGACUGUAGCUCUGCGAUUAGCGACUCGGAUAUGGAUUGUCCGCAAUGUCGGCUGGGACGACUAUACCAUUCUUUUCGCAGCAUUCGGUAAGAUUAUCGGCUCUGGUCUCGUCAUCGUAGAAGUUCACUAUGGUUUUGGAAGACACAAUGUCGCCCUCACACAUUGGCAAUUAAUUGAGUUUAUGAAAUACUCCUACGGAGAAUGGAUCCAGACUUUCCAGACCUUGAUGUUCACCAAAAUAUCCAUCUGCUUUUUCCUCUUACGAAUUCCAGUGGAAAAGCACCUGAUACGACCCAUUCAAGGGGCUACAGUCGCUCUCAUUAUCAGCAACAUCGUCCUCACCUUGCUAUGGAUUUUCCAAUGUAAUCCGAUUGCCAGUGUAUGGAACAAGCAGACUCCAGGUUCAUGCUUUACCGACGGCCAGUUACAAAGAAUUAUCAUCUCUCAAGCCCUCAUCUCGAUCAUAUCCGAUUUCAUGCUUGCCCUCUUCCCCAUUGUUCUUUUAUGGAAUGUUCAGAUAGCGCCGCGCCUCAAAGCCGUCCUGAACUGGCAGAAUGUCAACUCAGAUCCAACCUGGGAAAGUGUCAACAAUUGGUACUGGCGCUCCUGGGAAGUCUGCAUUGGCAUCGUCGCGGCUUGCAUACCCGCCCUACGCCCUGGGUACAGAACUGUUUCUGCUGGCAUCAGCUCUUACCUCUCUCAUCGCUCCCCACGUAAAAGCAGCGACUUCGCCCUCGUCGACUCACGCCAUCCUUCCCACCCCCCGCAAAUCGAGAAGCCAACGCUCAGCACAUUGCCCCUCCACAAGCUUCGUACGAUCCUGCCUUGGGAGCGGCGGCGCAAGCGGUCUCAGCGGAAGCAGAUCGUGCUCAGGAGUAUGGAGCUGGCGUGGACGGGUUUGCGAUGA